This is a messenger RNA of Pelagomonas calceolata, 1768 nucleotides long. Lineage: Eukaryota; Pelagophyceae; Pelagomonadales; Pelagomonadaceae. The record is from the annotation of a GenBank genome assembly.
CCUUCUCGAUCGCACUCACUGCAAAUUGAGGGGGAGCGCGGCCCCGGGGCAGCCCGCAAACCACCAAGAAGCAGCGCACGCGACGUCCUUUGACCACCGGGUGCAUGGCCGAGGCCGCGGAGGCCCCGGUGGACGGGCAGAGCGGCGAACAUGGGGGCUGGGACGAGCUCCUGGCCCGGGUCCUCCUGUACGAGCUGGCCGCGGACGUCGCGGCAGAGGAGCUGGCUGCGGCCCGGGGGGAGAUCCUAUCUAUGAGCAGCGACGACGACGCGGCGCCCGCCGGGCGGAGCGAAGACGAGGCAGCCUGGGAAGAGCUCCUGGACGAGCUAGCCGCGGAGGUCGCGGCAGAGCCCUUUCGCGCGGCGGUCGCAAAGGCGCUCGAGGGCACGUUCUCCGCGGCGCGGGCGAGGCUGCGCCGCGAAGCACUCCUCGCGGGCCGGUUCGAGCGGAUCGAGUCCAUCGGCGCCGGCGUCUACGGCACGGUGUACAAGGUCCGCGACGAGGCGACGAACGACAUCCUCGCCCUGAAGCGGAUGCGCGUCGCCGAGGACGACGAGGAAGGCGUGCCGGUCGCGGCGCUGCGCGAGGUCUCGCUGCUCAAGAAUCUCGCGCAUCCAAACGUCGUGCCGCUGCGCGAGGCCCUCUUCGUCCACGACCGCAUCUACCUCCUGAUGGAAUUGUUGGAUUGCAACCUCCGCGAGUACAUCUGCGACCACGGGCCUCUGAACCACCAGACCUGCGCCAACUUCACGGCGCAGAUCCUCGCGGGCGUCGCGCACCUCCACGAGCGGCGCAUCCUGCAUCGCGACCUCAAGCCCCAGAACAUCCUGGUGCGGCGCGCGAUCGACCGUCGGACGCUCAAGAUCUCGGACUUCGGCCUCUCGCGCGCGUUCGGCCGGCCGCGCGCGCACACGCGCGAGGUGGUGACGCUGUGGUAUAGAGCACCGGAGAUAUUGUUGGGAGCGGAAGACUACUCGACGCCGGUCGACGUCUGGAGCGUCGGCUGCAUCCUGGCCGAGAUGGCCGCGCCCCUGACCGUGCACGGCGCGCCGACGCCGCUGUUCCCCGGCGAUUCGGAAAUUGACCAGCUGUACAAGAUCUUCCGGGUCCGGGGAACGCCCUCCGAUUAUGAUUGGCCUGGAGUCUCGCGGCUGCCGCACUACUCGCCGGUGUUUCCGAAUUGGCCCGCGCUGCGCCUCGAGCGCGUGGUGGGACGCAUUGUCGUCCAGGAUCACGCGGGCGUUGUGGGAGGCGUGUCGCCGGCGCUGGCCGGACCGGCCACAGACUUUCUGGAGCGCUGCCUCGCGUACGAACCGAGCGCGCGCAUCACCGCCCGCGAGGCGCUUGUGCAUACCUUUAUUGAUCCCCAUGCCGCGGACCGCGCCGCGGCGGCGACGGCGGCCCUCGCCGCGGACCGCGCCGCCGCCGCGGAAGCCGCCCGCGCCGCGGCCGAGGCCCUCGUCGACGUGAACUGCGACCCCACCAAGUUCGGCGGCUUCCAUUCGGCGUUCACGAGCCCCGCGCGCCUCAAGCGGGCGCGGCUCGUCACGCCGCCCAACGGCUUCCCCGCCAGGCUGGAGCCAUGUGGUACGCACGCCGUCUCAACGCCUGGGCGCGUGUCUCCUCUCCUUCAGGGGAUGGAAGCGCUCUACACGGCGGCGGACAUGGCCGAGGACUAGGUCGCGACGACUCCCUUCUGGCGCGCCCCCAAGUCGAGGACAACAAGUCACGACACCCUUAUCCUUAUCCUAACCUUAUUGUAUGCUUA